CUUAGUAAAUGAACCCUAUGAAUCCAAAACAAUUAUCUGAUUUUUCCAUAAAAUGGAAGAACAAGAAUACAUUACAACAUAUUCAACAUUGUCACCAAUUAAUCAUGAUCAUGCUCCUUCUUCUUCUGCAUCCCCUGCUUUACUGCUAGAAGAAUCAGAGCAAACAGAGGUGCACAAUGAACAAGAUCAGCAGCAGCAGCCUCUCGAUAGGCCGCGGCUUUGGCAUUGGCAGCCAAGUCUUGUUUUCCAGUGGUUUCACAUAACUUUCAUCAGUUCGGGUUCAGAUGAUGCUAGAAAUGAUGCUUGGUCUUGUUUAAUUGUGCUACUCACUUUCUGGUUCCUUGCAUCUAUGAUUCUGAUUCUUGGGUUUUAUGGAUCAUUCAACUUACAACUGGGGCUAAAUUGCUCAUUCUUGAUCAAAACCAAUCCAUUCUUUGUGCAUUCCAUUAAGGCACAACAAAUAGAUGAUCAAACAGCUGGGCCAAUGCUUUACGGCUUCCAUGAGUUACCUUCACUUGAUGUUGAAACCACUUGGUCACAAAAUUACACUGUGUUUAUAGAGCCUGAUUAUCACAAGGAGUGGGCUUAUUACCUGAAUGCUGGAUCUAGAGUUGAUGUAUCCUAUGAUGUCAAAGUCCCCGGCUCUGCCUCCUUGUUUUUUGUAAUUGCUCGAGGUAGAGGAAGUCUACUAGAGUGGAUAAGUUCUCCUUCCUAUCCUAAUACAACCUUGUCUUGGCACAUAAUCUAUGGAAGUGGUAAUAUUGCCAUAGACAUCAAAGAGUCAGAUACCUACUUUGUAGCAGUUGGUAACUUGAACCUGGAGACAGCAGAGGUUUACUUGAACUUUACCAUAAUGUCUCUUCUGUACAAUACUACUGAUGCCCAUUUCAAGUGCUUGUUAAGAGAUCGCGAUUGCAGCUUCAAGCUUAUCCUUCUGAAGCCUAAUGCGGCUGUCCUAACAUCUCCAGAUCCAGGACAGGUUAAGAAUGAUAAUGAUUGGUAUGUCCAAGUUUCUUUUGGACCACAAUGGGUCACAUAUUGUGGUGGAUCAUGUAUAGUUGCAGCACUCAUUUUAAUAUUAUUCAGAUACCUUUACCAUUUUCAAUCUAACACCGAAGAUGAAACUGGAAACCAAGUGAGCGAAAGUGUAGCUGACAGAAGACAGCCACUGCUUUCCCAUAAGAACAAUGAUCACUCAAAUUGGGGAUCAUCUUAUGACUCAAUCCCCAGCGAUGAGGAUCAGGGUAUUGAAGAGAAGAUGAUUUCAGAAGACUCCCUUGAAGGGGAAGUCUCAAUAGGAAGAGAGGUUCAUCAUAGCCAUAAUACUCGUCGUUUAUGUGCUAUAUGCUUUGAUGCUCCUAGGGACUCUUUCUUCCUGCCUUGUGGACAUUGUGCUGCUUGUUUCAGCUGUGGAUCAAGGCAAGUUUAAUUUUAGUUAUCGACUUAUGCUUCAUAAUCCAAGGCCUCAUUCUCUUCAACUUAUGAUAUAACUAAGCUACUACAGAAUAUGUACAUAUUCUAGCUAGGAAAAAUCAGUUAUAAUCAGUUAAAAUUAGUAAUUUCAUACAUUCAACUAUUCAAGUAUACAAUCAAAACAAUAAAUGAAUCAGUUUUUACAAUUAAAAUCAGGUAAAAAGAACACGGUCCACCUAAAAACACUCGGAUUUGUUUCCAUUAUUAUUUGACAUGGCCUUGCUUAUAAAGUUUUAAUCAGCUUUGUUGUUUUGUAAAGUAAUAAACUUUGGAGAUCAAAUUUGCAGGAUAGCUGAAGAGGCAGGUACAUGCCCCAUAUGCCGGAGGAAGAUGAAGAAAGUGAAGAAAAUAUUUUCGGUAUGAGAAUAGUUUAGGUAUAAUUAGCUCACCACCCUCCAUUGAAGAGUAUUACUGUAAUAGAAUUAAACUAUUUGGCUAGUAAGUGAAGGUAACAGGGAAUGUUAGAAGGUAUUAAGCAAUUUUCAGGGUGCCUAACCUAAAGUUUUGGUACACAGGCAGUCCAUGCUACUGUGAACAUAAUUAAACCUCUAUUUUCAAUGUUUCUAGUACUUUAACUCAAGUUUGAGCUAUACGCUUUCCCUUCUUUUUUAUUUAGCUCAAGUUAAAUUACUCCGGCCUUACAAACAAUUAAAACUCCUCUUCUAUAUAAACUCCGAGUACAUUUGUAA
Molecule: messenger RNA, 2162 nt
Organism: Chenopodium quinoa (quinoa)
Lineage: Eukaryota; Viridiplantae; Streptophyta; Magnoliopsida; Caryophyllales; Amaranthaceae
Exons: 9
Coding region: 53-1429 (458 amino acids)
Source: RefSeq, a predicted model, not a curated record